UGCGUGAUCGCCAAUUUCUCUGUGCCUCUACAGAAACCUGUUUAUCAAGGUAUUAGACGAUUUCAUUUAGCGAAAUUAUGCAUGUCAUCCGGCGAGUGCACUGUACCUACUAUGUUCAUAUAGCUUCAAUCUGAUCAGAAUAUCGGUUUGCUGAGUUAACGUUUUCAUUAGUAGACACAUUAGGAGUACUGAGGAUUCCUGCUGUUCCGGACCGCUGCCGCUGCUCAGACUGAAGGCCGGAAUAAUUGUCAGGACGCUAUUUAAUCUCCAGUCAUGUGAAUGAUAGCUAUCAGUGUUUGUUUCAGACUGAUCAAUGUUUUCGUUGUUGUUGGUGUAUUUCCUCCUCAGAAUUAGCUGCUCGAUAUGCAUACCUAUUAUUUUGUCAGCUGAUAUCAAAGUCUUGGCAGACGCUGCAUGCCGUAUGCAGAGCAGCAUUGAUUGGUUGAACUAUUUUUAGUAUUAUUUCCUGUACCGCCUUUAGACAUCAAGUGUCGAUGCCCGGAUUCUAACCUGGACUACCAUGUGCUUCUGUUAGAGGCAGCAAAUACGCUACACACUGAGCUGUCGCAUGGACAUGUCGAGCUAUGUGUAAGAAGUUCCAUCGCGGCUGCAUACAUUUAUUUGUUUUGAUGUACGGUGUAUAGACGAGGGUGUAGACUCCAACCAGCAUAUACCACUAUGGCUGAAACUGGGGAUGGAAAAGGUCACUUGGAGAAGAAGUUAACCUUCGGCCACCACCGCAAGAUCUCGGAUAGUUCCGAGUUCAAAGCACUCACCAAGGUUGAUGCAUGCUCUGCAAUGGCAUCCGAGCUCGAGAAGCUGUUACAAACUGCACCACCUAAUGAAAAGGAGGCCACGGAAAAGGAUUUUCAAGGUUUUCAGCGUUUGUUUGAGCGUUUUAUGAGCGACUCUGCCUCAACAAUCGAAUGGGAAAAAAUCGAACCACUGCCCCCUGGUGCUAUAAAGGAUUACAGCUCAUUACCAGCUCCAGCUGACGAGCAUAUUAAAGAUAUGCUCUCCAAACUUGUCGUUGUCAAGCUUAAUGGUGGUCUCGGUACCUCAAUGGGUUGUCAAGGGCCCAAGAGUGCUAUCCCUGUCCGCAAUGAUCUUACCUUCCUCGAUCUUACGGUACAGCAGAUUGAAUAUCUGAACAAAAGAUACGAUUGCAAAGUACCGCUGGUUCUUAUGAACUCUUUCAACACGGAAGAGGACACGGGAAAGAUCCUCCGCAAGUACAAGGGCUUCAACCUUCAGAUCUAUCCCUUCCUUCAAUCUCGUUAUCCUCGAAUCAACAAGGAGUCAAUGAUGCCAAUUGUAUCGACUCUGAAUAAGGCCAAUAUUGAGAACUUCUAUCCUCCCGGUCAUGGUGACUUCUACGAAUCAUUUAUUCAGUCGGCAUUGGCAGAUUACUUCUUGCAUGACGGUCGGGAAUAUGUGUUUAUCUCGAACAUUGAUAACUUGGGCGCUACAGUUGACCUUAAUAUUCUGAACUGCCUCUUAAAUCCGGCUCAGGGAUCGAAGCCCGAAUUCGUUAUGGAGGUAACAGAAAAAACCCGUGCUGACGUAAAGGGUGGUACAUUAAUCGGAUACGAGGACCGCCUUCGCCUACUUGAAAUUGCUCAAGUGCCGCCAGAUCACGUGGACGAGUUCAAGUCCGUGAAAAAGUUCAAGAUAUUCAACACAAACAAUCUUUGGAUAAAACUGAGUAAGAUUAAGGAGGUGGUGGAAGAAAAGACGCUAUCAAUGGAGAUCAUCGUUAACCAUAAGCACCUUGACAGUGGUAUAAAUAUAAUCCAGCUUGAGACCGCAGCAGGAUCUGCGAUCAAAGACUUUAAUCAGUCAAUUGGCAUUAACGUGCCUCGAUCCCGGUUUUUGCCAGUGAAAAAAACAUCCGACCUCAUGCUUGCCAUGAGCAACCUUUACGGGCUGAAAAACGGGUCAUUACAGAUGAGUCCUUUGCGCGCCUUUCCCACUGUGCCUCUAAUUAAGCUUGGUGAUGCGCACUUCAGCAAAGUUCGUGAUUUCCUUAAGCGAUUUGCAUCAAUUCCAGACAUUCUCGAGCUUGACCAUUUAACUGUAUCAGGCGACGUGACCUUUGGAAAAGGCGUUGUUCUUCGAGGCACCGUUAUCGUAAUUGCCAACCAUGGAGAUCGGAUCGAUAUUCCACCUGGGGCAAUCCUAGAAAACAAAAUAAUGUCCGGAAACCUUCGCAUUCUCGAUCACUAAUUUAAUUUUACAAGGCUGAUAUAUCGUUGUUAUUAACGAACAGAAGUCCUACUUACUGUUUGGAAGAUAAAAUGAAACCCAGUGAUAUCUAAACACUAAUAAUAAGCGAUAAAAGCACGUAUUGUUUAAGUGUUUUCUUAAUUAAUGAUAUAUAUGAUACAGUGAAACGUCACUGAAGAACGCUUUAGCCAGAUUGUAUCAAUGUCCAGCAAGGGGAAAUCCUAGUCUAGUCCACCUCGUUGAACUUGUCGAAAUGGACUGUUACUGAAGUUCCUGAAAAUUCUCUAAACUAGAUCUAGUCAGUCGUCUGUAUAGUAGAAUAAAAUGACGUUUAAGACAAACAGGA
Varroa destructor (honeybee mite) is the source of this 2572-nucleotide messenger RNA. RefSeq names its product UDP-glucose pyrophosphorylase (gene UGP). The record is from RefSeq and is a predicted model, not a curated record. Gene Ontology annotation, molecular function: UTP:glucose-1-phosphate uridylyltransferase activity. NCBI's taxonomy places the organism in Eukaryota, Metazoa, Arthropoda, Arachnida, Mesostigmata, Varroidae. Gene Ontology annotation, biological process: UDP-alpha-D-glucose metabolic process.